AUGGAUAUUGACGAGCCAAGCGAAUCUUUCCGUUGCAGCCUCUCGAGUGACACCGUAGGCUCUGCAGCCUCUGAACAGUUUGGACAAUCUUUUAUCGUCAUCAAUUCAUCUCACGAACUUGAGGAGGCGUGCCCUACCGGCAGCGUUUUCGAGCCAGAAGUAAGCGAGAUUUGGAAAAGAAGCCAGGGCCCUUCGCGCUCUAACAGCAAUCCUGAAUCCGUUGGGAACAUAAGUGACCACUCCAAGUCGUUUUUCGCAGAUCAUACGUACAAACCAGACCGGGAUUUGCCUGUAGAGGAAUCCAGUAAAAAUCAACCGGACUGCGAACAAACUCUGGCUCAUGCCGGGGAAAAUACCUCCAAAACUCCUCCUGACGAAACAUCCAGUUUUGCAGCUUCAAAUGACGAGGAUGAAACCAUACCGCGGCCCGGAGUUGAGCGCUCAAUCCAAAACCAUGGUCGUGCCAGCCCUGGUCACAUCCAGGUCGAAAUGGACUCUCCGGGGUUCAAUCUCGAGUUCCCACGAUCAACGUCAGUGUCUCGUCAGCAAACCGAGGAAAUUGCUGCAUCACCAAUUUCGGGCAAUCCAAGAACGAGCAAUACUCGAAACAAUACUGAACAGAUUGAUAACGACCCUCCCACAGCAGUUGACGACGUCGAGCCUUCUGAUAGCGAACAAAAUCACCGGCUUUAUGACAAACAGAUGCUUUUCAGUCGAGACAAGCUCUUGUUAGACGCUUUGCCUCGUUCACGGUCGGCACAGCUCUUGAAAGGUUGUGGCUCACGAGAAUCGACCGAAAGCAACUUGCAUUCAAGAUCAGUGCACAAAUCUUUGAGACGUCUCAUCAACAAAGCAAACCAUGAAUACUUUCAACUGGAUUCAAAUAAGGUGCGUUACCGUGCAGGGUUGUCCAAGAUAAAUACUGGGCUACCGCAUCUGCAUGAACGCUUCAAUCGGGACCAGCGAUAG
Messenger RNA from Lachancea meyersii CBS 8951, 969 nucleotides. NCBI's taxonomy places the organism in Eukaryota, Fungi, Ascomycota, Saccharomycetes, Saccharomycetales, Saccharomycetaceae. The record is from the annotation of a GenBank genome assembly.